Molecule: messenger RNA, 849 nt
Organism: Letharia columbiana
Lineage: Eukaryota; Fungi; Ascomycota; Lecanoromycetes; Lecanorales; Parmeliaceae
Exons: 3
Coding region: 1-849 (282 amino acids)
Biological process (GO): protein import into mitochondrial intermembrane space
Cellular component (GO): mitochondrial intermembrane space
Molecular function (GO): protein-disulfide reductase activity
Source: RefSeq, a predicted model, not a curated record
AUGAUAAGACAAGCACCCCGUUGCCUCUUCCGCGCUCCUAUCCCUUCCCUCCGCUCCACCCCAACGCGCCGCUUCCUUUCCACCGCGCCACCAGCGCAACAGUCGCGGAGCUGGAAAAACUACGCAACGAGGUUGGGGUUGGCAGUUGGAGUGGUAUAUUAUUACAAUACAAGCACCUUGUUCGCCGAAGAACCUCCAUUCGCAGUCCCUCCUCCGAGCAGCCCCUCCGACGAAACCUCUGUCCCAACCCUUGAAUCGGUAAAGCCGAAUCGCCAAGACAGACCUCCCCUUCCCACGCCUCCGUCAAAGUCCACGGAACCGGAAACACUUGAAGAAACAGAGCAACAAGCCUCGCAAGAGGGUGCCUUCAAUGAAGAGACCGGCGAGAUACAUUGGGAUUGCCCAUGCUUAGGGGGUAUGGCGUACGGGCCGUGCGGGGAGCAGUUCAGGGGGGCGUUUAGCUGUUUUGUGUUUUCGAAGGCAGAGCCGAAGGGGAUGGAUUGUAUUGACAAUUUCAAGACGAUGCAAGAUUGUUUCCGCGGACACCCCGAAAUCUACGGCUCCGAACUCGAAGAAUACGACGCCCCCCCACCCGACGAAGGUGCCCCGUCUCCAGAGUCGGGCGAUGGACCAAUACCAGCAGCCGCGACGUCAGCUGUACCUGCGUCGCAAUCACCGCCGUCGUCAUCUCCAGAUCCUGUGGCCUCGGGAGCAGGUGUUAGUGAUACAGAGCGCGCACAAGCUGCGAAGCGGCAAGUGGAGAGUGAGCAUGGCGAGCCGACGAGUGAGAGCGAUGAGAUGGUACCGAAGGCGGCACAUGAUGCUACGGGUGCUAGUGUUAAGAAGUGA